AAAAGGGUGUCAGAUAUUAGAAAAGCAUUUUAUAUUUCGUAAAAUUGUGCGUACAGGCAACAAUUAUUCCCAGUGUCCAUAGAAAGUGGAACGCGAUAAAGUGCUUCGUUCAGCUGAAGAUUUUGACACACUCAUUUCAGUGCGUAGCCGACAGAGACAAGAAUAAAACAUGGCUGCCAGCACGAGCGGUGAUAAAGCUGCGGAUGAUUCAUUGUAUCCCAUUGCUGUUUUGAUUGAUGAAUUGAAGAACGAGGAUAUUCAGCUGCGUCUGAACUCGAUCAAGAAGUUAUCGACAAUUGCGCUCGCCUUGGGGGAAGAGCGUACCCGGAACGAACUGAUCCCCUUCCUGACGGAGUCGAUCUACGACGAGGAUGAGGUCCUGCUCGCGCUGGCCGAACAAUUGGGAAACUUCAUUCCCCUGGUUGGUGGUCCCGAGUACGCAAUGUACUUAAUUCCACCACUAGAAUCGCUGGCCACUGUAGAGGAGACGGUUGUGCGUGAGAAAGCCGUCGAAUCGCUUCGCACCGUUGCCGGACAGCACAGUGCGCAAGAUUUGGAGGUUCAUCUUGUGCCGACCCUGCAGCGUCUGGUGUCAGGAGAUUGGUUCACUUCCCGCACGUCGGCUUGCGGACUGUUUUCCGUAUGCUAUCCCCGGGUAUCGGCAGCCGUGAAAUCGGAAUUGCGCGUCAAUUUCCGUACGCUUUGCCAGGAUGAGACACCAAUGGUGCGUCGUGCCGCCGCUGGCAAGCUCGGGGAGUUUGCCAAGGUCGUUGAACUGGAGUACCUAAAGUCCGAUCUGAUCCCCACGUUCGUUCAGAUGGCACAAGACGAACAGGACUCCGUGCGGCUGUUGGCCGUAGAAGCGUGCGUGAGCAUCGCCCAACUACUGCCACAGGAUGAAGUUGAGCUUAAUGUAAUGCCAACACUCCGUCAAUGUGUGAACGACAAUUCCUGGCGCGUACGGUACAUGGUAUCUGAAAAACUGACCGACCUGCAGAAAGCCGUGGGACAUGAGAUCACCAGAAAUGACCUUGUGUCUGCCUUCCAGUUCCUAUUAAAGGAUAGCGAAGCAGAGGUACGUGCGUCGGCAUCGGCCAAGGUAACCGAAUUCUGUGCGAAUUUGGACAAAGCCUACCAGGAGCAUAUCAUCAUGACAAUGGUUCUGCCCUGCGUGAAGGAGCUGGUCGGUGACACUAACCAACACGUCAAGUCGGCCCUCGCCUCGGUGAUUAUGGGUCUAAGUCCUAUCGUUGGACGGAAUAACACCAUCGAGCAUUUGUUGCCGUUAUUCCUAGUCCAGUUGAAGGAUGAAUGGCCCGAGGUGCGAUUGAACAUUAUCUCGACAUUGGAUUGCAUCAACGAUGUCAUCGGUAUUCAGCAAUUGUCCCAGUCACUGUUGCCAGCCAUCGUUGAAUUGGCUGAAGAUAGCAAAUGGCGUGUGCGUUUGGCUAUCAUCGAGUAUAUGCCGUUGUUGGCAGGGCAACUAGGACAGGAAUUUUUCAACCAGAAGCUGCGUGAUCUAUGUUUCAACUGGUUGAAUGAUCAUGUGUAUGCGAUCCGUGAGGCAGCCACCCUGAACAUGAAAAAGAUUGUGCAGACAUUUGGAACCCAGUGGGCGGAAACGAACAUCAUCAAUCAGAUAUUGGUUAUGUGCAAAAAUAGCAACUAUUUGCAUCGAAUGACCUGUCUGUUCUGCAUCAACGCCCUGGCCGAUGUAUGCGGGGCAGACAUCAUUGAGCGGCUUUUCCUGCCGACCAUCAAAGUAUUAUCGACGGAUCCGGUGGCGAACGUUCGAUUCAACGUGGCGAAAACUCUGCAGAAACUGUCGCCAUUCCUCGACCAGGCUGCCAUCGAUGAGCACGUUAAGCCGAUUCUGGAGAAACUGAACACCGAUACCGACGUUGACGUUAAAUACUUUGCCUCGGAGGCCAUGGUGAGCAGUGCAGCAGCCUAAUUGAUACGUUGACGCGUGGCUAUGAACAAAACAACAGGAGCGCCAUCAUAAUUGUUGGGCAGGAAUACGAUAGGCUAGUGGAGGGAGUUGUACAUCGCACUCGAUAACUAUUAUAAUGCAGUUAAUGAAUCGUGCAGCAUCAGACAAGAACUCCCGUCUCAUUUGGACAACUUUCAACAAACACUUUCAAAAGCGUAUGAUGUUGUUUUCAUAAAAAAACUACUUAAUCCAAUGUUGCACACAAUUAAACGCAGUUGUUUUAUGUGUAAACGUCGAUUAAAUGAUGGAACGACAUAAAUCCAUAGCGGCGACAUGUUGUUGUUUGUAGCAUCUGGCAGCAUUUUUGCUACUUUCCGUCACCGUAACACUUACUAGGUCUAUGCAUUAAGCUAUGUUCUCAUGAUUCUUUUAUUAUAAGAGCACACUAAUUACAAGAAACGGCUGCACGUAAGAGUUGGUCGUCAGGGUAGAACAGGAGCGACAAAUGGAAGAAAAUUCAUAUAACCAGGCGAAAGAUUGCUUCUGUACACACAAUAGACACGCUUCACUCUUUCUCGAUUUUCGUUUCGUAAAACAAUGCCUUUUCCUAAAACAUGUACUUCUCCAUUUUCCUUUAUAUCGCAAAAUGAUUGUUUUUCUUACUCUUCCUCAUCGAUUCACUCGCGAUCGGUCAUGAAGAAUCAUUGGUGCCUUCCUGCUGGUUUCGUCGUAGUGUUCGCAUUGCAUUUGAAACAAAAAACGGAAGAAACUUAUAUAGAUUCAUGAUUGCAAUUUAGUUUCACGUGAUUCUAAGACCACCAGAAACGCCAAAACACCAUCGAUCAGAGUCAAAGUCUUGAGCGAUUGUUGUGUAAAAUUUUGUAUUAUGUUGUAAAUUCUUUUGCAAUAUUCACAUUUCAAAAUCAGUUAUGGUAUUCUCUUUGAUAGUGCGAAUGCCAGCGGAGCAUUCGAAAAGAGCAACAACGCUGUUUGACUUUCGUGAUCUGCGAUGAACCGAUCGUUCAGGACAGUGGGAGAAAUUGGGAAACCAUCCUUUCGAUAUCUACAUUUACUUCUAAUUAUUUCCUCUAUCUAAGUUUAAACUAUACAUAUAAAUAAAUAUAAAUAAUAUAUAAUAUGGAGCAUCAAUUUGAAGGCGAAUGUUUGGAAUUAACAUAAGAAGAAAAACAAAACACAGGAGUAAACGCAUAUGAGAAAAACCUACGUUGUCGUGUAGUUGGGAGAAUAGUAAUAAAAUAAUCAGGA
Messenger RNA from Anopheles nili, 3199 nucleotides. It is a transcript of the gene Pp2A-29B, whose product is annotated as serine/threonine-protein phosphatase PP2A 65 kDa regulatory subunit. Lineage: Eukaryota; Metazoa; Arthropoda; Insecta; Diptera; Culicidae. The transcript is spliced from 6 exons. Gene Ontology annotation, molecular function: protein binding; protein phosphatase regulator activity. The record is from RefSeq and is a predicted model, not a curated record. The coding region runs from base 170 to 1954 and encodes 594 amino acids. Gene Ontology annotation, biological process: protein dephosphorylation. Gene Ontology annotation, cellular component: protein phosphatase type 2A complex; cytoplasm.